UCCACAUCCUUCUGUGGCUCAGAGAGUAAUCAGACAUGGCGCUGCUGCCAAUCUUUCUGGGCUUUCUUGCCGCUCUGAUAGGAGGGCUGUACCUUCUCGGGGUAUUUCGACAACGUAGACCAGGAGAGCCCCCUCUGGAUAAAGGGCUCAUCCCUUGGCUGGGCCAUGUGUUGGAAUUUCGCAGGAACACACUGAAGUUCCUUGAGAGGAUGAUAAAGAAGCAUGGCAAUGUUUUCACCAUACAGCUGGGAGGGUUUUACAUCACAUUCUUUCAGGACCCUCUGUCCUUUGGGGCACUUGUGAAGGAGAGUCGAGAAAAGCUGGACUUUAAUGAGUUUGCCAUGCAUCUGGUGCAAAAGGUGUUUGGGUACAAAGCUGACAAGGCUGACCACAGCAUUCUCCAGAAUUCCAGCAACAAGCACCUAAAAGGGGACGGCCUGGAGGUAAUGACACAAUCCAUGAUGAGUAAUCUGCAGAACCUGAUGUUGAACACAAUGGGUUCAUCUACAGACGAAAAGACCUGGGUGGAAGACGGACUGUUUAUGUACAGUUACAAUAUUGUGUUCAGAGCCGGAUACUUGUCUCUGUAUGGUAACUGGCCACACAAGUCUGAAGGAGGUGAGGAGAAAGCCAAAGCGAAAGACAGAGCAGAAUCUGAAGCGCUAUUUUACGAGUUCCGUAAAUACGACCAACUGUUUCCAAACUUGGCUUAUGGUGUCCUGACACCAAGUGGAAGGAUGGAAGUAGGGAGACUUCUGGGAUACUUCUGGAACACUCUGUCUGUGCAGAAACUGAAGAUCAAGGACAACAUCAGCCGCUGGGUGUGGGACAUGCAGCAGGCCAAAGAGGAGGUGGGUGAGAGUGAGUCGAUGAUAGACAGGUACUUGUUCGUGCUUCUGUGGGCUUCUCAGGGAAACACUGGUCCAUCUGCGUUCUGGCUGCUCCUCCUACUCAUGAAACAUCCAGAAGCUUUGGCAGCAGUGAAGGAAGAGGUGGAUAAGGUAGUGAAGGAGUCUGGGCAGGAAGUCAAACGUGGUGGUCCUUUACUUGAUCUGACUCGUGAUAUGCUGAUGAAAACACCAAUCCUGGACAGCGCUGUGGAAGAAACCCUGCGUCUCACCGCUGCACCCCUCCUGACCAGAGCAGUGCUCCAAGAUAUGACCAUCAAGAUGGCUGACGGAAGUGAGUACUCUGUUCGCAAGGGCGACAGAGUUGCACUCUUUCCUUAUAUUUCUGUUCAUAUUGACCCAGAGAUCCACGCUGACCCACAGUCAUUCAAAUACAACCGCUUCCUUAAUCCAGACGGCACAAAGAAAACCGACUUUUACAAAGGGGGAAAGAAGGUGAAGUACUACAACAUGCCCUGGGGUGCUGGGGUCUCUAUGUGCCCUGGGCGAUUCUUUGCCACCAACGAGCUGAAACAGUUUGUCUUCCUCAUGUUGGUCUAUUUCGAGUUCGAGCUGAAGAAUCCUGAUGAGGAGAUACCUGAAAUUGACUUCAGGCGAUGGGGUUUUGGAUCGAUGCAACCCCAGAAAGACGUUCAGUUUCGGUACAGACUCAGAUUAUGAACCAAUCAUUAAAGACCGCAACAUGUCCAAAAUGAAAAAAAAAAAGUAGGUACAAUUAAAAGCAAAGCUUUACAUGAAACACAAGAAGCAAAAAAAAUGGUGGUAGAUUCUGAUAUUGAAGCACUUUGCUCUGAGUGAAUGUUAAAUUGAUUUAUUUUAUGAGGACAGCCAUUGUUUCAUUCUGAAGAAAGAUGCAAUUACUUUAGUAGUAUUAUAGCUCCGGUCUCACAUGAAGUCUUGCAUGAUACUGAAUCUGUUGAUCAAGAUAGCAAUCAAUGUUUUCAGGACAUGUGCAUAACUGAAAUGCCACUAUGCUCCAGAAACUGUGCCUUUAAUCCUUACUUCAUUGAUUACAGUGUAAUUGCUCUUACUGGCACCGUGUUAAAGUGGCUUCAAGUUUUUUCAACAGCUAUAAAAAAUGAGUUAUCGCUGGAUUUACAACAUAAUCAACAUAAUCAGUUGUUGCUUACUCCUUAUCUACUCAGCUGACAUCAGCAUACAAAUCUUUAUUUGGAACAAUUAAACCAAUGGUGUAUUUUACAUGUAGAUGUAUAUAUGUUCUAUGUAACAUGUUAAUUUAUGACAUUGUAUAUCACUGUUUUUCUGCGUUGUAUAUCAAGCCUUACAUUUACUUCUUGAUUAAAAGUGGCUGUGGUUAUCAACCUUAAA
Messenger RNA from Notolabrus celidotus (New Zealand spotty), 2237 nucleotides. RefSeq names its product 5-beta-cholestane-3-alpha,7-alpha-diol 12-alpha-hydroxylase-like. The coding region runs from base 36 to 1568 and encodes 510 amino acids. Lineage: Eukaryota; Metazoa; Chordata; Actinopteri; Labriformes; Labridae. The record is from RefSeq and is a predicted model, not a curated record. The transcript has a single exon. Gene Ontology annotation, molecular function: heme binding; iron ion binding; sterol 12-alpha-hydroxylase activity.